Penaeus vannamei (Pacific white shrimp) is the source of this 1356-nucleotide messenger RNA. The record is from RefSeq and is a predicted model, not a curated record. NCBI's taxonomy places the organism in Eukaryota, Metazoa, Arthropoda, Malacostraca, Decapoda, Penaeidae.
AUGACCUCGUUUCUCCUCCGUCCUGUCAAGCAUCAUAUAACCUCCUUUUCUAAUCUCCCUCCGCUGAUGCCCGGUGGAGUUGCAGCGAUCAUCUGCAAUCGAGAGAUAAUCUGCCAAGAACGCAACUCAAAGACCCGACUCGACGCAUUUCAGCCUUUGCUAGGAGAGGCUUCCAGGUAUCUCGAGGAGGUUAUAUCCUGCAACAGCAUCCGAAGACUCGUCAUUACCUCGCAUGCAUCCUUUUAUCUCCAGCGCCACAGCAUCCUUAGGCGGGAUAAACGGCCCUCGGAAAGCAAGAUCUCAUCUCCCUUUGGCUCUGCAGCAUCAGAGCAUCCCGGAGACGGCAUCUUUGUUGCAGCGUGGAGGCCCCUGAGGCUGAAGUCGGUGACGGUCCCUUCACACCAGAUCACCGGCGCUUCGGUCGAGCUCGAGUGUAACUAUGAGCUCGAGGACGACGUCUUGUACUCGGUCAAGUGGUACCGGGGAGAGAACGAGUUUUUUCGCUACGUCCCCGCCGACAGCCACCCGAUGCAGGUGUUCGAUCUCCCGGGCGUCUCUGUGGAUACCGCCCUAAGUGACUCCCGCAAAGUGACUCUGAGGACCGUGAGUCUCCAGUCGUCAGGGAAGUACAAGUGUGAGGUCUCUGCGGAUAUGCCGUCCUUCCACACCGAGUCCCGGAGCUCCGAGAUGCUCGUUGUGGACCUGCCCGAUGAAGUCCCAACGAUUAGCGGCGGACAAGCCAAGUACCACGUCGGAGAUGAAGUCCACGUCAACUGCACGUCCGCCCGCUCUCGCCCCGCCGCCUCCCUCAUGUGGUACAUCAACGACGACCAGGCCGAGAGCAGGUUCCUGGUGGAGUACGCGCCGGAGAACGACACAGACGGCCUCGAGACCUCCAGGCUUGGUCUCCGCUUCAUCGUUGGUCCUCGGCACUUCCCGCAGGGAGAACUCCGCCUCAAAUGCACGGCCACCAUUGCAGCUGUUUACUGGCAGAGUUCUGAAGAGUCCGUGGAGGGACAGCUGCCCCAGACUGGACCCGCCCUGGAGAGUAAAGGGGUGUAUACAGGCGACAGCGUGAGGUUCCUCCCCAACGCCUGGCUGGCUGCUGUGGGCGUGGUCGUCGCCCGGGCGCUCCUCCCCUUCCUCCCCCGCUCAUAGGCCUCCCUUCAUAACCCGCUCCCUUAAACCCCCUUUUCCCCCUUGGUAGUGUCAGCUGAACCUCGCUAGUAGUCGCAGCUUCGCCAGCGGAGAUGGGGAGGAAAAGGAGAUGAGAGAAAGAAGUAAAGGAGACGAAAGAAAGAGGAGAUGAGAAAAAGAAGUAAAGGAGACGAGAGAAAGAGGAGAAGGAGAUGGGAG